This is a messenger RNA of Racocetra persica, 738 nucleotides long. The record is from the annotation of a GenBank genome assembly. NCBI's taxonomy places the organism in Eukaryota, Fungi, Glomeromycota, Glomeromycetes, Diversisporales, Gigasporaceae.
AUGAUCAUUGAUGAGGAUAACAAAGGUGUUCCUAUUGCGUUCAUUCUUUUUACUUCACCCAAAUAUAAUCGUCUAACAUCAUCUGGAUAUGAUAGCAAGAUCUUAGAAUGGCUUUUUACAAUCUUUCGGGAUAAAAUUAGUGAUAAUUAUAAUAAAAAUCAACAUUUAUCAACCUCAAUUAUAUUUAAGCCCCUUGUUGCGAUGACCGAUGCUGAUGUCAAAGAGCGAAAACCAUUAGCAAAAAUAUGGCCAGGAAUUAUUUUGCUUCUUUGCCGUGGUGGUGAUAAUAAGAUAAUUCUGUUGCGACAAACCGUAAAAAUGUUUUUAAAAAGUGUUUUAAAGGAGGCUCAGUCGAUGAAUUGCAGUGAGCAGAUGGUGCGUGAACAUAUUAUUAAAAAACAAGAAUUAUUAGAAAGUAUCUAUAAAGUGGAAACUGUUUUAGAAAAUCAAAAAAUUUUAGAAGACGGCUUAAAAUUUUUUACGGACCUAAUAAAACAGUGGGCUGGCGAUCUUUUGUAUAAAGUUCUUGGAAUUCCUCUAGAAAAACUCUCUACUACAAAUAAUCAUCUCGAAAGAAUGAAUGAAUACUUAAAAAACAAUCAAUUAAACCGUUUUCAAAGAAAUCAUCACCUUCUUAGAGCCGAUGUACUUUACAUUGCACUUGUGUAUGAAGUUAUACCAAAUAUUUUGACAUUACGAAAUCUUGCUAAGAACCUUGAACGUGAAAAAGAGGAAUGA